Talaromyces rugulosus is the source of this 2280-nucleotide messenger RNA. RefSeq lists its product as uncharacterized. Gene Ontology annotation, biological process: regulation of DNA-templated transcription. Gene Ontology annotation, molecular function: zinc ion binding; DNA-binding transcription factor activity, RNA polymerase II-specific. The transcript is spliced from 4 exons. The record is from RefSeq and is a predicted model, not a curated record. The annotation marks the transcript as partial. Lineage: Eukaryota; Fungi; Ascomycota; Eurotiomycetes; Eurotiales; Trichocomaceae.
CUAGAUGCGGGGAGACGGCCUAUACCCCGGCCGGGGAGUCUCGGAAUAACCCUGAAUGCGGGGAGACCUUCGGCUGAAAGUCUCCUGCUAAUCGUGGCUUUUCGAGAAGUUAAAGGGGCAGACCUACAUCAAUCUCGUAAAAAGGCCAAAGCCCGCCAGAACGCUCACGUUCUCACCACCGGCUACUCCGGAGCCAUGUCCGAACGCAAUCAUGAUGAGACAUCUGCGUGGACGGCGAAGAGAAAAGCCGAUCGCGCAGUCACCUACCCCAGGAAGCGAGCGCUUAUCGCCUGUGAGAUAUGUCGCAGACGGAAGACAAAAUGUGACAAUGUGCGUCCUACAUGCGGCGGUUGUCGUGAUUUGGAGAUUGAGUGCGUGUAUGCGGACUUGACAUCGAAGCAUGGCACAUAUGAUAUGGCUAGUUUGGAGAUCCUCGACAGGAUAAAUUACGUCGUCAGCUUACUUGAAAAUCACCGUGAUAAACAGCCAAAAUAUGCAUGUACCGUUAGCAAUCCGCCUCCUGUCCAGGAAAGGACUCCACAGGAACUUAAUUUGGCUCACAUCAACCAAGGGCUAGAUCCAUAUUUAUCUCCAGGAUCUCAGCCCUGGUCAGAAGGGUAUCAAGGCGACACCGGCACCAGUCAAGAUGAGGCUGAGAUUUUGCUGGAAUCGCUAGAGAUCGCAGGGCGUACCCCUCAAGUGAGCGAAGAUAUUCUCAACUGGCCCAUCUUUGGCCAAAAUUUUGAUCGAUCAGACAUAGAAAGUUUAAUAUUUAGCCCUCAAAAUCAUGAACACACAGGAAGUGAAUCACCUUCAUUUUCCAUUGUCAAGGACGAAGUCCGCUCACUAAAACCGGGAAAGAGGAUCUGCGAAGAGGAUAUUUUACCUCUAAUAGACCGCUUUCUGAUAAACGUGCAUAUUAAGAACCCUGUUCUGGACGCUGAUGACUUGAUAGACAGGGCGCGGAAAAUAUCCGAAAAUGGAUUUUCCUGGGACGCAACGUCGUGCCUUGUACUCAUCAUAUGUGCGCUUGCAAAUAUAUCAUCCACUUUCUCGUCAGAGUGUGUUACGCCGCAACUGGUUAAUGAAGGAGAUAAGAACAGCAUUGGAGACACUCCCGACUAUGCCACCGCUGAAAAUUACUACAUUGCAGCUCAAAAGCGAGUCGCACUCCUUGAAAAUUCCAUACCGGCAACGCAAUGCUACUUUCUUACAGGUGUGUAUGAAAUGUAUUCACUAAGGCCAAUAAGGGCAUGGGCAUCGUUCAACAGGGCCUGUCAGACACUCCAAAUAUACCUCCGUGGCCAAAAGCAAAAGCAAGAAGCAGGUGUUGAGCGACGACUAUAUUGGUCUUGCUUAAAGUCUGAAUGUGAAAUCAGGAUGGAAAUCAACUUGCCAUCAUCCGGCCUGGCCAAGGCAAAUUAUCCAGAUGUAUUUCCAACUCCACCAACUGCAAACAGUCCAGACUCUCGAGAAACCGUCACAUCAACAACGGAUAAGCGAAAAGAUGGGUUUUCUACAGGCUCGACGCGCUUCUUUGAACCAGACAUUGAGCAGAUAUGGAAGUAUUACUUAUCAGAAAUUGCUGUUCGCCAAAUCGGCAAUCGUCUCAUGAAUUCGUUCUACAAAACAGACGAAUCAGCAUGGCUUCGCAUGCCAUUAGAUCGAAUGAUUCGCGUUGCUGAAGAGCUCGAAUUACAACUGACUCAAUGGUUUGACAAUCUACCCACUACGCUCGUUACUACGACGAGCAGUUCAAGUGUUCAUAAAACCCAUAACAAAAAUAUAACCAACGAACUGCGGUAUAUGCUGCAUGCCCGACUGAAUGAUUUUCGCGAGCGAAUCUACAGACCCUUCCUUUACCUCGCCAUUCAUUCCCCAGCAGAAGACCCUACCCAGCAGAGGCUGACCAUAUAUGUCCGGAGAUGUGUCGAUGCAUGCCUGGCAUGUCUGAUGCGCGGCACGCCGAGGCAUCGCCACCAUGGUACAUGGUAUGAGAAUCGAGGCAUGUUCUUAAAAAGCGUACUGUUGGUAGCUGCAGUGAAAAGUGGCAAGAUAUAUGUGCCAGACCUAUGGCGGCAAGGGGUAGAGUUGUGCACUGCGGGAUUCAAGUUCUGGGAACAAGAGGCCCCGGAUUUGAGAGAGGCUAGAAAAGUAUUGGAUGGUCUUUUAAUGGGGUUAGAUUGUGCAAACAGUCUACCUGAACCGCCAAGGUUAUACACCAUCCCAGCUUCACAGUGUGGAACAAUCGCUAACGACUCUAGCAGAGCUGAGCCCUAG